Molecule: messenger RNA, 2322 nt
Organism: Anopheles arabiensis
Lineage: Eukaryota; Metazoa; Arthropoda; Insecta; Diptera; Culicidae
Product: SOX domain-containing protein dichaete
Exons: 1
Coding region: 566-1633 (355 amino acids)
Biological process (GO): cell differentiation; anatomical structure morphogenesis; positive regulation of transcription by RNA polymerase II
Molecular function (GO): RNA polymerase II cis-regulatory region sequence-specific DNA binding; DNA-binding transcription factor activity, RNA polymerase II-specific
Source: RefSeq, a predicted model, not a curated record
ACAUUUCAAUACGUUCCCAGCUCUGGAGCCGAACGGACACUUUCCCCGUCGUCUUUGUCGUCGUCUCGCGAGAUCCGCCUGAGUUCGAACAAGAUAAAUAGUAAAAUAAAAGCAAAGAAUCGAUCUUUAUUAGGUGGUGCAACAAACGCGUAUAAAGAACGAAGCAUUGAACUGAACAGUUUCCAACAAUCACAGACAACGCACCAAUUGUUAGUGUGAAUAAAACAAUUCCGGAUGCUAUUCGUGCAUUAUUCGUGCGAUUGUUUGUGCUGCUGUUUUGGUCAAUCUAUUUGGUGCUGUUGGGACGACAGCCAGUGUUUGUGUGUGAGAUUUUGUGAUUUGCAAAAAGAUCAAUGAAACAAUUGUAAAACAAGUGUUUGAAAACCAUUCCACAAAAAAACCAAGUAAAGUGCUGCUGCUUACAAAAACGGUUCAUAAAGAGACCUGCUCUGUGAAGACACAUUAAGCAAACAGUUGUGUGCUGUUUUUUUGCCAAUUCUGUGUAAUUGUGACUAGUGCAUGCGAGUGUUGAAAGUGCUAGAGAACAUAAAUACUCACCAUUAUCAUGAUUAAUCACCACACGAUGGCCAGCCUGGGACAUCCGCACUACGGGUUUGCGCUCAGCAACGGGAUGGACAUACCGCCGGCGGCGGAUUUUGCCCCACAGCCGCACCACAGCCCCAGCUCACCGACCGACCAUCUUGGGCUGAAGCGUGGUCUCACCUUCCCGGCAUCCUCGCUGGCCAGCCUGCAGGGUCACGGGGCGAUGCAUGGGGCGGCCCAUCACCAUCACGCCUCACUCGGACAGAAUGGUGCAGCGGGUGGUGGAGGUAUGGGUGGUGGCGGCGGUGGUGGUGUCAAUGGACAGACCUCCCCCGGCCAGGAAGGACACAUCAAGCGGCCGAUGAACGCGUUCAUGGUGUGGUCCCGACUGCAGCGCCGCCAGAUCGCGAAGGACAACCCGAAGAUGCACAACUCGGAGAUCUCGAAGCGGCUCGGCUCGGAGUGGAAGCUGCUAACCGAGGCCCAGAAGCGCCCAUUCAUCGAUGAGGCGAAGCGACUGCGGGCAACGCACAUGAAGGAGCAUCCCGACUACAAGUAUCGGCCACGCCGCAAGCCCAAGAACCCGCUGGCCAGUGCGGCGAACGGGCUGGGAGCGCUGGGCGCCAUGCAGCAGAGCGGCAAGGCCGGUUCGCUCGGAUCCUCCUACCCGUUCCCGCAGCUGCCGCCCUACUUUGCCCCGGCCCAUCCGCUGCAGCAGCUCGAGCAGCACUACCCGGUGCCGUACUUUGGCAGCUUCGAUCCACUCACCCUGCAGAAGCUGCACCAAUCGCAGCAGCAAAGCGUCCACCAGGCGGGCCAUUCGCCCGUCGGCGGGUUGGGCGGUGAUAGUGGCAAACAGUCGGCCGGACAGCAGCUUCCACCUACCUCGCUCAGCUCGUUCUACUCGAACAUUUACGCCGGCAUCUCGGCAUCGGCGGCGGCCGCACCGCUCUAUGCCGCACACUCCAACAGCCUGUACAACACCUCGUCCACGUCGUCCGCGUCGCCCGGUUCGAGCCCGAGCGCAUCCCAGUCCACGCUGCCCGAUCUGGAGAACGCGAUGAGGCGACCGGUGCAGGUCAUCUACUAGGAAGAAUAGGAAGCAGAAGAAGCGUUAGAGAAACUAGAGGAGCCACUGUUCUGUGAACAUGUGGCGUACGUUUUAAUUUUACGCAAAAUCCCGAUCCUCCCGUAUCCCCCCCUUCUUUACCCAGUUAGGCUAGUGUGUGUGUGUAUGUCGAUCAGUGUAUUUGUAUGUGUAAAUAGUUAGAGUAAAAAGCAGAUGCAGCCUCACACACUCUUCGGGUCGGUUUCGCCUCCUCCGGCAAAAUCCGGGGGUGGGUAUUUGUUUUAAUUUAUUCUGCUGGCCUGCUCGCUCAGAGGCUCUAGAGGAGUCGCAUUUCCCAUUUUUUGGUAAUAGGAGAAUUUUAACACUUUUAAUUAAUAAGACGCAAAACAACAGACAUACACACGCAAAAAGUGGAGCGGAAAAUAGGAGAAAAAAGGGUUCGUUUUGGAGCGCUUUUUGUUUGGAGCGUUUCGUAAGCGGGAACCAACAAACCGUAGGAACAUUAUACCUCUCGAUUUAUUAGUUUUGUUUUUUUUGUUUAUUUUGGGUUAGGUUUUUUUAGUGUUAAAAACCCAAUGCCCCAGAAUUGCAAACGAGACUGGCUGAUCUAACAUUCCCUGUGUUUUUGUUUCUGUUUUUGUACAUAUAUUACUGGAAGCGAUGAGCGCCAACCUCAACGAACGGAACAAAACGUAUAGGAAAUAAAAGAA